AUGAUUGCUAUGCAAGAAUACUUUUGUAUGCUCUCAGAGCAUCACGGGUCAAAUUGUUUUGUGCUCGUGGUCGACAAUGCAGCAACUCCACAAAAGCAGCAAGGAAAAAAAGAAAAAAACAAGUACAGUCGACGGCGGUCUUCUUGUGGCUAUUCCUCGUCGGAUGAAAAGCAGGAUCUCAAGUUUUCGGUUGUCAGUCCGGAAGACGACAAGUGUCCAAGUCGGCCAAGGCGAACCUUGGAUGUUGAUUAUGAAGCUGUCUGCCUCCUCGCAAAUUCUGAAACGGUUGUCAUUGCAGCAGCAGCUGUGGCAGCACCGAAGAACGACCACGCCCAGAAUAUCUGGUCUUUGAAUCCAUCCCAUUUUCAGUAUUCGCGCAACAUUGCUACACGAAACGAGACCUCCGUGAAGGAUGACACCCCAAACUCCGAUUUGAUAUCAAGAGAAGCUAGAUGGAAAUUUUGA
Cylindrotheca closterium is the source of this 465-nucleotide messenger RNA. Lineage: Eukaryota; Bacillariophyta; Bacillariophyceae; Bacillariales; Bacillariaceae. The record is from the annotation of a GenBank genome assembly.